Gloeophyllum trabeum ATCC 11539 is the source of this 474-nucleotide messenger RNA. RefSeq lists its product as uncharacterized. The transcript has 3 exons. Bases 1 to 474 code for a protein of 157 amino acids. The record is from RefSeq and is a predicted model, not a curated record. Lineage: Eukaryota; Fungi; Basidiomycota; Agaricomycetes; Gloeophyllales; Gloeophyllaceae.
AUGCACGAUGGUCUCGUCCUCAACGAGACUUCCAGCGUCCUCGACAACCAGCUCCCGCUGAGAACAGUCGCGUCAUUCCUUGUUGAACUAAUCCAGCUCCUCAACAACCUAAUCAGGAUCGUAAAGAUGCUCCACGAGGAGCGACUAAAAGGACACUUCAGCAAGGAUUGUCCUACUCGACCAAAAGAGCGUAUGAGAGCCAUGGAUGACGAUCAGGGCGAAGACGUUGCAGAGACCGUCCAACCUGACAUAGAAGAUGAGUAUGGAGCACCGGAAGGUGAUGGGUUAGCUGAACCCCUCGAGGAGGAUGAGUACGACCUCUACAAUCAGGAAUAUGAUGGUGACCAAUAUGACGACGGAGAGCCUGACUCUGACGACAGAAUUGGGCUCAUGCACUAUGAAGAUGAUGAGGCCAAUAUCGCCGACUUUAUACUAUCGGAUGAUGGCGAAAGCCCUUAUGAAUCACCAUCCUGA